Molecule: messenger RNA, 437 nt
Organism: Tinamus guttatus (white-throated tinamou)
Lineage: Eukaryota; Metazoa; Chordata; Aves; Tinamiformes; Tinamidae
Source: RefSeq, a predicted model, not a curated record
UUUUGUAUCGUGUUUUUUCGCUGCUAUCACUUCUUUUUGUCUUCAGUCUAACAGUAGUGGACUCGGAUGGUGCCAGCAACUCCACCACUGCAAACCUGACUGUGAACAAAGCAGUGGAUUAUCCUCCAGUGGCAAAUGCAGGCCCAAACCAGGUGAUCACCCUGCCGCAGAACUCCAUCACCCUCUACGGGAACCAGAGCACUGAUGAUCACAGCAUCGUCAGCUACGAGUGGCUGCUGAGCCCCAACAGCAAGGGAAAGGUGAUGGAGAUGCAGGGGGUGAGGACACCAGUCCUGCAGCUCUCUGCGAUGCAAGAAGGUGACUACACUUACCAGUUAAUCGUGACGGAUUCUGCGGGGCAGCAGUCUACAGCAGAGGUCACUGUUAUAGUCCAGCCAGGUGAGCUGCUCUUCGAGAGGACUGCUGUGGUGAAUUAG